Molecule: messenger RNA, 708 nt
Organism: Dothidotthia symphoricarpi CBS 119687
Lineage: Eukaryota; Fungi; Ascomycota; Dothideomycetes; Pleosporales; Dothidotthiaceae
Exons: 1
Coding region: 178-645 (155 amino acids)
Source: RefSeq, a predicted model, not a curated record
CCCAGCCCCUCAUGGUGGCGUGAGGUUCUGAGCGCUUGGUGAGGAUGUACAAGUCGCCCAUGUUGACGUCGCCGAUAUCAAGGCCGUGCAUGACGAGUCGCUCGCAUCGACAGCGCCCAUAUUGAAGCAGUGGAUCAGAGCAUUGAUGCCGCCGGGCGAAAGGUUGGUGCGGAGCUGAUGGACGUGGUGGUCGUACCGGUGAUUGCCUUGGAUGAUGUCCGAGUUUCAACCGAACCAAGUCGAAUAGAGCCUGGCGAGGCGGGCGCAGAGGGAUGUCGAGUCGAGCUUCAGGAUGCCUCGGAGCAGACAUUGCACUCGGUCCCCAUCAUCCGUGUCGCCGCGGUCUACAAAGUCGAAGUCGAUGUCGAAUUCAAAGCAUGUGCUCCUGAGCAAGUCGAAAGCGAGCUGCGUCUCUUGGGCGCCUGUGAGCGGAGCGCUGCGUUUUUCAAGGUGGCUAUCUACAUACAUGUCGCUGUCGCCUUCGCCUUCGCCAUCGCCGUCUCAGCACUAGAAAAGCACGUGCUUAAAAAGAAGCCGGAGUGCUCGAUAGCCAUGGUAGUAGAAGCCUUUUCAACCGCCGUGUCCGAGUCUACAACUCAGCGCCGGCCUCCCCAUUGUUGCCGUUGCACCCACUAUCGCUCCUAGCGUCGUCUAUAGGGGUAGAGCCUAACGUGGGUGUUGAGUCAGUAAGCGCCCUCGCUUCCUGCU